Messenger RNA from Bubalus bubalis (water buffalo), 1502 nucleotides. It is a transcript of the gene PVRIG, whose product is annotated as PVR related immunoglobulin domain containing. Gene Ontology annotation, molecular function: signaling receptor activity. Gene Ontology annotation, biological process: negative regulation of T cell receptor signaling pathway. Gene Ontology annotation, cellular component: plasma membrane. NCBI's taxonomy places the organism in Eukaryota, Metazoa, Chordata, Mammalia, Artiodactyla, Bovidae. The record is from RefSeq and is a predicted model, not a curated record. The coding region runs from base 270 to 1208 and encodes 312 amino acids. The transcript is spliced from 6 exons.
UGGCUCUAUCCCCUAAGCUCAACAGCCACUCUCAGCCCAGAUGCAAGUUCAGCAGAAGACAAGACAGGACGCAAAGCAUCCUGAGCACUUGUCACUGCUGACAGCAGCACUCUGAUUCAUAGAAGGAAGUGGGGCAGGUUUGCAGAGUACCCAGCAGCUGCUCCCAGGACUGGCUCGUCCUCAUACGUAAAACUUCCUGCGAUGACACCGGAAAUACAAGUGCUGUCCCCACGACCACAGCCCCCUGGAGCCCGGGCCAGAGGGGAGCCAUGGACAGGCCCCGGGCCCUGGGCCUGCUCUGGGCGCUGCUGACUCUCUGCCUCACUGCUGGGACUCCGGAGGUGUGGCUGCAGGUUCAGAGGGAGGCCACCGAGGCCUCCUUCACCAUCCGCUGUGGAUUCCUGGGCUCGGGCUCCAUCUCCCUGGUGACUGUGAGCUAUGGGGGCCCUGACGGUGCUGGGGGGACCACGCUGGCUGUGCUGCACCCCACCCUCGGCACCAAGAACUGGAAAGCUGCCUGCCGGGCCCGCUGGGAAACCAGUACCAGCAUCUCCCUCACCUUGGAAAGGGCUCCCACCGCAGCGGGGGGCUCCAGUCCCAACACCACCUUCUGCUGCAAGUUCACGUCCUUCCCUGAGGGCUCCCAGGAGGCCUGUGGGAACCUGUCCCUCAGCACAGACCAAGAGCUCCCUGCUCCCAGUCCAGCCUCCGUGCUGCGGGCCGACCUGGCCGGGAUCCUGGGGGUCUCGGGGGUCCUCCUCUCUGGCUGCGUCUACCUUCUCUACCUCCUGCGUCGGCAGAGGCACUGGUCCGUCAUGAAGCUUCAGCCGCCGAGACACAGCAGUCCCCAGACAGACGGGAGAGCCAGUGCAGCCGGCCAAGCCUCCCUGACCUCCUUCCACGUCCCCUACGCCACCGCCGCCACCGCCACGACCUCCAACUACUUCAGCCCGGCAACCCUGCACCCGGUCCCCCAACCCCAGCCACUGCCUGGGUGGGUGCCGCCCCUCACCCACGCCCCGCGCCGACCCCAGAGCCCCGGCCCCUGGGCGCCCCCGCCGGCCUCCGCACGCAGCAGUUUCGUCUCGGUGGAGAACCGACUCUACGCUCAGGCGGAAAAGCGGCCGCUCCACGCCCGCGCCGACCGCAUCCCGCUCCCGGACAGUCUGGGGCGCAAAGCCGCUUUGGGGCCUUCAGGAGUGCGAUGAGAGGGACCCCGGGUCACUCUGCCUUUCUUCUCUCCGGGCCUCUGGGAACCCCCCUCUGUUGGAUGUCUGCGUUCUGGGGGCCACCGUCUUUGCACAGCUUGUUUUAUCCUUAGGCUUCCAGCGAGCGUCUCCACACAGACCCCGCGGGCUGCGGAUGUGGGCAGCACGUGUGCAAGCGUGGGCACGCGGGUGUAUGUGUGAGGCGACAAAACCCCAUCCCAGGUGGUUUCCUGUUUUCAAGUCCUCAGCUCCCCAGGUGAGGGCAAUAACUGUCAACAAAAAUGGUUUCUCUGA